Molecule: messenger RNA, 1261 nt
Organism: Rhopalosiphum maidis (corn leaf aphid)
Lineage: Eukaryota; Metazoa; Arthropoda; Insecta; Hemiptera; Aphididae
Product: protein arginine N-methyltransferase 9-like
Exons: 7
Coding region: 255-875 (206 amino acids)
Biological process (GO): peptidyl-arginine methylation
Molecular function (GO): protein-arginine omega-N monomethyltransferase activity; protein binding
Source: RefSeq, a predicted model, not a curated record
CAAAUAAUAUGACCGUAUUAUACAAAAAAAGACCAUGUUAAUGUCGUUGUGUCAUGCAUAGAUAAGGAAGUAGUUUUUAAAAUGUAAAAGUACUUAAUUAUCUUAUAUUGUACGUAGGUAUUUUAAGUAUGUACAGUAUCUAUUUUCAGUGACCCGAGACCGAAGGCACAGAAUGGUAUUCUGUGCCGUGCCGUAGCCCGUAGAUAAGAAAAAGAAUGUAUCAAUGAAAUAAAUGUCAUUCAAAGUUUAAAAAAAUGGAAUAUACAUUAAACAACAAUAUAAUUAGAAGACUACUUAGAUUGACCGAUUUAGCAAUGGAUCGGUUAGAAAAUGGACCAGCAUUUGCUCAUUUGUCAGUUUUAAUAGAUAUUGCACCAGAUCUCAAAGAUAGUAUUAAACAUAAAUUCAUUACAUGUCUGUGUUAUUAUGGAAAAGAGCUUGAAGGUGAUGAAUGUUAUUAUGAUAUUUUUAAUUGUUAUGAAAAUGCCUUAAAACUAUUUCCAAAUAAUGAAAUAUUACUCAAUAACUUAGGAUCUCAUUUAAUUAGAUUAAGUUACAAUGAAGAAGGUCAACAUUUUGUUAUGAAAGCACUUGAUAUUAAUAAAUUUUAUUUACCAGCAAUAACUAAUAUUCAAAUUGUAAAUAGUUGUUUUGAUGAUUGUUGGCAUUAUAGAAUGUUAAAUGACUCAAAACGUAAUUUGGCUUAUAAAAAAGCUAUUAGUAAUAGAAUAAAUCAGGGUCAUAAAACAAUAUUAGAUAUUGGAUGUGGAUCUCUUAUUUUGAGCUUAUAUGCAGCAGAGUAUCCAGUUGACAAAAUCUAUGCUUGUGAUUAUUCUAAGAUUAUGUCAAAAAUUGCGUCUGAAGUUUUAACAUGAAAUAAAUUACAUAAUUUAAUCAAAAUAUUAAAUAUGAAUUCAAAUGAUUUAUGUAUUCCAGAUAAUAUUGAUGAACGAGUUUCCUUAGUUAUUACUGAAACUAUGGAUGCUGGUUUAUUUGGUGAACAUAUUCUUUCUACUCUUAAGCAUGCUUGGGAUAAAUUAUUUUUACCUCCAAAAUCUAAAGUUAACCAUGAACUACUACAUGGGAGUGUUAUUCCACAUCAUGCGACAGUAUAUGCAGUUCCUAUUCAAUGUUCUUAUGUUUGUACAUUAAUAAUAAACCUCUUAAAAGUGCAAGAAUUUUGGAUACAUGCCCAUUUCCAAUUUUUGGCAUAGAAAUUCUUUCAUUAGCUUCUUCUUCUAAUAGUUAUAUUGAUGUUAAC